AUGCCGAGCUCACACAACGAAAAUGACCCUUUUCAACAAGUCAGCCCCGUAUCGGCCCAGUCACCGCAGACUCAUCCAAGUAGCAACGUUAGAGACCGCGAUGCUGACGCGCCCGAAGCAGUCGACGCUGCCAUGACGCCGUCCACCUUCGUCGCCAGUCCUGCCACCGACUACAGCCGUGCUGGCGGCAGCACAGACAAAGGCGAAAAGGAAGCCUUUACGUACGACAAGUCGGACAAGAUUGCGGUCCCGACAGCCUACGAGUAUCAAACCUCGCCGUAUCCGCAAGUCAUCGGUGGCCACAACAUUGGCCAGAAGCCAGAGGCCGACCCGGAACAGAGUGUAGGAGCACCUACUGGGCAAAAGCCUCGGCCAAAGAUUUUGGGGCUACAAAGACGAAUAUUUUAUAUCCUUCUCAUUGCCGCCUGCGUCGUCAUCGCCGCGGCGGUCGGAGGGGGUGUUGGUGGCGCGCUGGGAUCCAAAAAGUCAACCUCUACAAGCGGCGGCACCACUGAUCCGGCCGCGACCAACUCGACGCCAUCGUCCACGCAAGCCGACGCAACAAGCUCAUCGUCCACCUCGUCGGCCCCGAGCGCAACAGCCACGUUUCUCAACCAGACGAGUACGAGCUCGGGUCACUUUUUCCAAGGCUUCUCCGAGACCAACAUGGCGGGCGAGUACACACGAAUUGUGUCCCAGGUUGGCGGCGCCGACUUUGCGUUUGACAUUCGCAGCUACCAAUAUAUUGCGCAAAACACAAACUGCUGCCUCUCAUUUUGCACAAACGCGACGAAGGAGGGUUGGCUAGGGUACGUCUGCGAGUCUAGGAAGCAAAAUGCGGCGACGGAUGCGUUUUCGCGAGUGUUUGUCUGGUGCAGCGACAAGCGGACAGACGCAGUGGCUAGAGGACGAUGCGCAUAG
Beauveria bassiana ARSEF 2860 is the source of this 921-nucleotide messenger RNA. RefSeq lists its product as uncharacterized. The transcript has 2 exons. The record is from RefSeq and is a predicted model, not a curated record. Lineage: Eukaryota; Fungi; Ascomycota; Sordariomycetes; Hypocreales; Cordycipitaceae. Bases 1 to 921 code for a protein of 306 amino acids.